AUGGGAAAGCGUACCAAAAAGGCAGGAAUCACGGGAAAGUACGGAACCAGAUAUGGUUCCACUCUUCGUAAGAUUGUCCGAAAAAUGGAGGUCUCUCAACAUUCCACAUACCGUUGCGUCUUCUGCGGUAAGGAUUCAGUCAAGAGAACUUGUGCCGGCAUCUGGCACUGCCGCUCUUGCCGAAAGACCAUGGCGGGUGGAGCAUACGUUUUGAGCACAGCCAGUGGGGUCACUGCCCGCAGUACCAUUGGACGUCUAAGAAGAUUGGCAACUGAACAAGCUUAA
This is a messenger RNA of Cylindrotheca closterium, 285 nucleotides long. The record is from the annotation of a GenBank genome assembly. Lineage: Eukaryota; Bacillariophyta; Bacillariophyceae; Bacillariales; Bacillariaceae.